AUGGAUGACGGAGAAUGCAGCGAUGCGGAAGUGGAUGAGGAGGAGCUGAACAGCUUCUUAAUGGGAGAUGUGCUCGCGGGAUCAAAUCACAGACACAGACCAAAGCUGUCUUUUGCUGACAAGCACAUCCGCAAGCUUAUGCGUCGGAACAGACGUAGUGUUACAAAGGUCAUCGCAGCACAGCGUAAGAAACGAAAACGGAAGACGGCGGCUCAUGCAUCCAAACUUACUCCACAGCUAGAGAAAUUGAUGCAGGAUGCAAUGACACAGUACCUUGGUGGAAAUUUUGACGAUGCCAUAAAGAUACUUAAAGAAGUAGUAAGGCGUGCUCCCGGACUACAUGAUCCAUUUCACAUGCUUGGCCUCAUAUACCAGGAAGAAUAUGGAGACCUCGUCACAGCAACGGGAUAUUAUCUGCUCGCCGCGCAUCUUGUACAAACCGAUCUUGAACUUUGGCGCAGGAUCGGAGAAAUGUCACAAGAUAUCGGAAAUAUUGAUCAGGCUAUAUAUUGUUUUAAAAAAUGUCUUAAAACGAACGACGGAGAACCUAACGAAGAGGCACACUUUGCCUUGGCAAUGUGUUAUCUGGAAAAACAAGACCACCAUAACGCAAUUAAAAGGUUACAUUUCCUUUACGAAUUGCACCCUGACGACGCAUUACUCCUGAACGAACUGUCUAAAUCCCUUGUAGUCGUUGGCGACAAGGAGACACUUCUAUCCGUGCUAUUGAUGUAUUAUGGGAAAACUGGCGAUUUGGAUGCCGCAAAACGUGCCUGCCAGAUUCAUAUCUCGUUGUGUCAAUACGAGGAGUGCAUAAACUUUGUCAAAACUGUGGCAUCCAAUCAAAAGAUAAAGUUAAGCAAAUUGCCAAUCAGCAUGCUUGUGUCGUAUACCGUUGCUGCCCUUUACACAGAUGCAUAUCCCAAAGAAGAGCUGGACGCCAUAUGGUUUGCAGAACAAGUCGAACCGAAUAUGAUCUACUGUGUUGCUAUGGCACUUGUUAACCGAUGCCAAGAAACUGCUCUUAAGUGGUUUAAAAGGGGCUACGACGAAAACGACACCAAAACCAUAGAUGCGUUGUUGCCUGAACAAGCUAUUCAAAUGGCCAAAUCUUUGAUUAUCGUGGAUAAGGAUAGGGCUGGAGCGGAACUCGUCCUACAAAAAAUUUUGAUGCGUGAACCUGCCAACUCACAAGUCAUCAUACUACUGGCGGACAUCCUAGGGCAGGCAGGGAAGCACUCAAAAGCCGACGAGCUGCUGGCAAGACUGACAACAUCGGACCUAGACCGCCUGAAAAUGAUACAAAAGCCUAUUGGAGAGGAGGAACGUAGUAAUGAGCUCCGCGAUCUUGAAGCUACAGCACACCAUACGCUUCAUGCAUGUUUUUCUGAAGUAAAGUUCAGACCAAGGCCCUGCCUCCUAGCUCAAACACAUCACGACCGGAAUACAAUGGCAUUCACAUCAGUCGUUGAACAAACUAAUUUAUGGAUCAACAGGUUUCUUCGGGUUGUCAGCGACUGCGAAUUGGAUACUGAACGAACAUAUCAGAAGUUAAUCAAUUCCCGUGCGAUGAAAUCGCACCAUGACGAGCUUACAGCUACGGAGCACGGAGAUGUGCGGAGAGAGUCAGGGAAGAACUACUCAUUUUUGAGGACAAAGAAAGAAUUGGGACUUUUGUCCGUUGAAGACAUCUUAGGGUGGAAAAGGUACGAGAAAUUACUGGUGGACGCUACAGCUCUAAUGGCUACGGUCGGCCGCGCUAGAGAAGGUGUCCAACUUUUGGAGAUCAUAGCAACUAACAAGAAGCGGUACAAAUCGAACGCGUAUGUCUCAGAACGUAAACAGCUUGUGGCAACGGUAGAGGAACUCUCAUAUAGGCUCAGUUGUUUCGGUAGCAUCUUCAAGAUGGCGUUGGUCCACGCAAGAAGCGAAUUAGCAAGCAGGGGUAGUCUUAAGAAAUAUGCUACACUGCUUGGAUCUGGCAACCUUGCAAAGGCGGCGUUCACUUCUCUUUCAUCAUCGGCAGAAAAGGACACGCUAUUGGAGAACAGGUCAUGGAUCACCAGGCAGUUGUUGAUUAGGCCUCAAAACUUCGAAUUGUUGAUGUUAGCAGGUCACUUUUGUACGAUGUCUGGAAAUUGGCCCUUCGCAAUCGAAGAAUACAAAAGAGCGCUUAUGCAACGACCAGAAGACCCUGUAGCUGCGCUGUGUUUGGGAACUAGCUACUUCAACGCGCUAAGCAGUAAAGCCGUGGGGGACAGCAAGAAGUAUAUGGUAAUCGGUAUGAGUUUUCUGCAGUACAGUCUUGAGAUGCGUGCAUCACAUACGAAUAGACACCCCUGCCGUGAUAUAUUUACAGCAGAAUCCCUGUACAAUCUGGCUAGGGCAAUGCACUUCCUGAAUCUGCUUCAUAUAGCAAUCCCUCUGUACGAAAAGUGUAUCCAGACAAUUCGAGAUUUUGAAUGCCGCUUCGAGGGCAUAGACAAUGACGAUGUGCUGCCAUGUGCGUGUGUCAUCUGUUAUAUGAGUCGGCGAAACGAUAUGGCAUUCCCGCAUGAGGUCCGUGGGCUCGCGGCAGGUCUGUUUGUUUGGAAGCACGAGCGCCGACGAAUUCUUCGGAAUCAAAUCAGAGGGCUUCGGACGCGGGCGCUCGUUGGAGAGGCUCCAGAGGCCCAUUAUGUCGUCGAAAACCCGAAGACUUCUGCAAAGUGGCCGCCUAUACACGAUCAUGGAGACCCCUUUACAAUCGAAAAGUGCAAAAAAAUCUUAUUUGAUCUUAACGCGUUGGAAAUAGACAGAAUGGUGAAGGCGCGAAAAUUUAAUAUGCCGUCUAUCAACCUCGGUGACCUCAUAGAAGUAAAGUACGAGCUGUCAAGAACGCAACAAACGUUUGCCACCUUUCAGGGUUAUUGUGUGGAGAUCCGCAAUAGGGGAUUGAACUCUUCCUUUACACUGAAAAACGCAUUCGACGGAGUAGGCGUGACCCAAAUGGUGCCGUGCUACUCUCCAAGGCUCAUGAACGUUAAGGUCAUGAAGAGCGUUUCAAGUGCCGUCAAAAUGGCGAAUAGAGUCGCUAAUAUCGCAAAACCUAUUACAAGAGACUACCGAUACAGGUUCCAUCUUAACGUUCGGCACAGGUUUUCCAGGCGCAGUGGUGUGCACAAACCAGGUAUCCGCAGUUUCGAAAGCCGCCUGAAGAACCGGAUUGUUCGACUAAAGAACAGUUAUUAUCAGAUGAGACUAGAGGCGGGGCUACCCGCGUACGUCUGGGGAGGCGCUUACAAUCUCAACACCAGGCGCAGGUCCAGACUUGUUCGAGCUGAGACUAACAGGCGUAUACGGAUAUAUAGCAUGGAUGAGGAGCGCAGCAGAAGAGAAAAGCUGCGCAAACGUCGCCAAAGGUCGAGCUGGGGAGUCUACAAGGUGAGCUCGUGGAAAUACCCGUGA
This is a messenger RNA of Babesia sp. Xinjiang, 3447 nucleotides long. Its product is annotated as General transcription factor 3C polypeptide 3. The record is from RefSeq and is a predicted model, not a curated record. The transcript has 14 exons. Gene Ontology annotation, cellular component: transcription factor TFIIIC complex; ribosome. NCBI's taxonomy places the organism in Eukaryota, Apicomplexa, Aconoidasida, Piroplasmida, Babesiidae. Gene Ontology annotation, molecular function: structural constituent of ribosome; protein binding. Gene Ontology annotation, biological process: translation; transcription by RNA polymerase III. The coding region runs from base 1 to 3447 and encodes 1148 amino acids.